This is a messenger RNA of Fukomys damarensis (Damara mole-rat), 2275 nucleotides long. RefSeq names its product zona pellucida glycoprotein 2 (gene Zp2). NCBI's taxonomy places the organism in Eukaryota, Metazoa, Chordata, Mammalia, Rodentia, Bathyergidae. The coding region runs from base 3 to 2150 and encodes 715 amino acids. The transcript has 18 exons. Gene Ontology annotation, cellular component: egg coat. Gene Ontology annotation, biological process: binding of sperm to zona pellucida; prevention of polyspermy. The record is from RefSeq and is a predicted model, not a curated record. Gene Ontology annotation, molecular function: acrosin binding; structural constituent of egg coat.
UCAUGGUGCGAAGGCAGAGAGGAGGUUUUGGGAGUUUCCCAAGUUGCCCUUGGGCAGCCUGGAGGUCAUUUUGUUUCUUCUUCACGCUUGCGACUUCGGCGAAUCCAGUUGACGGUCAUCAGCUGGUGAACCCUGCCUUCCCAGGUACUGUCACUUGCAAUGAAAAUGAACUAACAGUGGAGUUUUCAAGAAGUCUUGGCGCGGAGAAAUGGCACGCAUCUGUGGUGGAUCCCUUUGGUGUUGAAAUGCUGAACUGCACUUACACCCUGGACUCAGAAAAACUCAAACUGAAGGCUCCAUAUGAGACGUGUUCCAGGAGAGUGCCCGGUGGGCACCAGCUGAACAUCAAGAUUGUAGACAACAGUGCUGCUUCAAGACCUGGGGAUGCCAUACACCAGUUCUUCUGCCCAGCUGUGAAAGUAGAACUACACGAGCUUUCAGAAUCUACAGUCUGUAUGAAGGAUUUCAUUUCUUUUUCCUUUCCACAAGUUAUUCGUGGCAUGGCUGAUGUCGGUGAGAGGAAUGAAUCUCAUAGGGGAUGGAUCAUCGAGGUUGGUGAUAUUUCCAGAGCCCACAGUCUGACCCUGCAGGAGGCCCUAAGAGAAGGAUUUAAUCUCCUGAUUGACAGCCAAAAGAUGACCCUUCAUGUGCCCAUCAAUGCCACCGGUGUCACUCAUUAUGUGCAAGGUAACAGUCAUCUCUACACGGCGGUUCUGAAGUUUUCAUUUGUGUCUCCUGGGCAGAAGAUCACCUUCUCAUCACAAGCUAUUUGUGCAGCGGAUCUGUCUGUGACGUGCAAUUCCACGCACAUGACUCUCACCAUACCAGAAUUUCCUGGGAAGCUGACUUCUGUGAGCGUUGAAAACAGGGACAUCCCCAUGAGCCAGCUGCAUGACAAUGGGAUCAACACAGAAACAACAAAUGGCUUGAGAUUACACUUCAGCAAAACUCUUCUCAAAACCAGAUUCUCUGAAAAGUGCCUACUCUAUCAGUUCUACUUAUCUUCACUCAAGCUGACCUUUUACUUUCAACUAGACACAGUAUUCAUGGUGACUGAUCCUGAGUGUCUUUGUGAGUCACCAGUUUCUAUAGUUACAGGAGAGCUAUGUACCCAAGAUGGCUUUAUGGACUUUGAGGUCUAUAGCCACCAAACAAAACCAGCUCUCAACUUGGGUACCCUCAGAGUGGGGAACUCCUCCUGCCAGCCCGUCAUCACAGCUCGGUCUGGGGAGCUGGUGAGGUUUCACGUACCCGUGAGUGAAUGUGGCACAAAGCAAAAGUUUGAAGGCGAUAAAGUCAUCUAUGAAAACGAAAUACAUGCUCUCUGGAAAGAUCUUCCUCCAAGCAAAAUAUUCAGAGAUAGUGAAUUCAGAAUGACGGUGAAAUGCUAUUACCAUAGGGAUGACACGCUACUGUAUGCCAACAUCCAAAGUCUUCCUCCUCCAGCGGCCUCUGUGAAGUCAGGUCCACUUGUGUUGACCCUGCAAACCUUCCCAGAUGAGUCCUACCAACAACCUUACGGAGACGAGGAGUACCCUGUAGUGAGAUACCUCCGCCAGCCGAUCUACAUGGAAGUCCGGGUCCUGAACAGGAACGAUCCCAACAUCAAACUGGUCUUGGACGACUGCUGGGCGACAUCCAGUAUGGACUCCGCGUCUCAGCCCCAGUGGAACAUUGUUGUGGAUGGCUGUGAAUACGACCUGGACAACUACCACACCACCUUCCAUCCAGCUGGCUCCUCCGUGGCCCAUCCAUAUCACUAUCAGAGGUUCGACGUGAAGACCUUCGCCUUUGUAUCAGGGGCUCAGGUGCUUUCUACCCUGGUGUACUUCCACUGCAGUGCUUUAGUCUGCAACCGGCUCUUUCUGGACUCCCCUCUGUGUUCCGUGACGUGCCCUGCCCCACCUAGGCACAGAAGAGCCACAGGGGCCACUGAAGAGGAGAAAAUUACAGUCAGCCUCCCAGGACCAAUUCUCCUGCUGUCAGAUGACUCUUCAUUUACAGAUGUUGUAGACUCCAGAGGGCGUGGGAUCACUGGAGAUGUUGCUUCAAAAGCAGUGGCUGCUGGGGCUGCCUUAGUGGGUGCGGUGAUAACUCUAGGAUUUGUUAUUUACCUGCGUAAGAAAAGAACAGUGAUAUUAAAUCGCUAAUUGAAGUUGCCAAUAAAGUUGAAGUGAACUCCUUGCCUUCUACCUUAAGAUUAGAUAGCACUGAAGGAUUGUUGCUUUUAGCGAUCAUUUUCUAAACUGAAUGCCUAGCCGCAAUCGUCUGGGUA